AGGGGCGUGGCCACGCGGCAAAGAUGGCGGCGCCCCGCCCCGCCGUGAGGGAGAGGCGCGGGGCGGGGCGUGAGGGAGAGGCGGGAAGAUGGCGUUGGCCUGGGCGGCGGUGGCGCUGAGGGCAGCGGGCGGCGUGAGGAACCUGCGGUGGGCUCAAUGACGUCACGUAGAGCAUCGCCCCUUCUGAGGUCGCUGCCGAGGGUCGGGCAAUGAGAGGGAAGGGAGGGGCCAGCCCGUGUGUGAUGUCAUCGCUCUGAUGACAUGUAUGACGUCAUUACCCUUCCCACAGGCCCUCCCCGCCUCUGCAGCACCCAGGAGACCCCCAAGGAGACCCCCAAGGACCCCCCGGCCGCCCCCUCCCCCUACCAGGAGCGGCCCUGGGAGUACCUGGAGAGCGAAGAGUACAGGGCCACCUACGGGGACAGGCCGGUGUGGCACGGCUACCGGCGCAACCACAAGGGCUCCGUGCCCCCCCAGAGCCCCCGCAAGGCCUGCCUGCGCCGGGGGAGGCCUGUGGGGAACCCCUGCCCCAUCUGCCGGGACCGGAACUUGCUCGUGGAUUUUCGGAAUGUGAAGCUUCUUGACCAGUUCAUCUGCCCCCACUCCGGCGUCAUCUUCCACCCCAUCCACACAGGGAUCUGCAUGAAGCAGCACAAACGCCUCUCCCAGGCCAUCGCCCAGGCCCAGGACCACGGUCUCCUGUGGCUCCAGGUCCCUUUUGUGCCGGUUCCUGAGGAGGAUUUCUCCAACCAACACGCGGCCGUGGGCAAAACUCCCCCGGCGCCGGCGCUGAGGGAGCCGGGCAAGGCCUGGUACCCCUGGUACGAGUGGCAGCAGCCCCCCGCCGACGAGGUGGCUCGGAUGCGCCAUUUGUACCGGGGAUUCCUUAAGGAGGAUUACCCGGAUACCCCCCCGAGCCCGUCGGGGAAAUAAAAAUGUUGAAAAUCCCCUAAAA
Molecule: messenger RNA, 955 nt
Organism: Agelaius phoeniceus (red-winged blackbird)
Lineage: Eukaryota; Metazoa; Chordata; Aves; Passeriformes; Icteridae
Source: RefSeq, a predicted model, not a curated record